AUGGAUGGAAGUGCAGUUAUUGGAUUUCCAAUUUCUUUAUGCACCGUUCAAGGAAACAUAUUACAAUCAUUUUUUGAAUGCCAACUUCGAGGACUUCGUCACAGCUGUAAAUGGCUUACAGAUUUACUAUGGUCUUUAAAUCUUCCCAUCAUAUCUAAUCCUGAUAGUGUUUUCUCAUCAAGCAAUGUCUAUCAAAGUAUUCCACCAGAUAAAUUGACCACAUUUCUACUUGCUCGUAGUUGUUUUGAUACACAAGAGUAUGAUCAUUGUGCUGAAAUAUUAUCUCAUAAUUUUGAAAAACCAAUUCAUGAUAAUCCAAAACAUUUCAUUGAUAAAUAUGGUCAUGUUUAUUAUUUCCUAUAUAUAUACUCACGUUAUAUGGCAUGUAAAAAACGUCGAGCUAAUGAUUCGGUAGAAUCACGACUUAUUUUAAAACAAGAUGAAGAGACAAAAUCAUCAUGCAUAUCUAUGGCUAAGUGUAAUAAAGAACUUUUAUCAAUAAAGUGUGAAAUUGAACCGUAUACAAAUAACAUAAAUUUAUCGAAUGAAAUAAGAACGGUCAAUAAAAUUGGUGAUUCGUUUCUACUGUAUGUUCAUUCUUUAAUUUGUCUUCGAUUGGGAAUAAAAGAAACUGCUGCAUCAUUGUUAGUUGAAGCGAUUAAUUUAAAUUUUUAUCUUUGGCCUGCAUGGUAUGAAUUGGUUGAUCUCAUAGAGAAUAAAGAGAAAAUGAAUUGUUUAAAUCUUCCUACAGAUGAUGAAUGUUGGAUGAGAUAUUUUUUUGAGGCUAAGGUGUUUUUGAAACUACAUGAAGGUGAAAGAGCUUUAGAAAUCCUAUUAAAACUCUCCGAAAGUGGAUUUAGUAGAAGUCACAAUUUGCAAGCCGAAAUCGGUUUAGCAUAUAAUGAAUUACGUGCUAUGGAAUUAGCUAAGAAACAAUUCAAACAGUUAUUCAAUGCUUGUCCUUGUCGAUUAGACAACGUGGAUACUUAUUCAAAUGUUUUAUUUGUAUAUAGAUAUCGUGCAGAGACUUGUUGUGUUGUCGGAAAUUUUUUUGGAUUGCGUGGACAACAUGAAAAAGCGGUUAUUUAUUUUCGGCGUGCUCUUAAAUUAAAAACAGCUUAUUCAUUAGUCUGGACAUUAAUUGGUCAUGAAUUUAUGGAACUUCGAAAUACAAAUGCUGCAAUACAUGCGUAUAGACAAGCACUUGUUUAUAAUCGACAUGAUUACCGUGCAUGGUAUGGUCUUGGGCAAAUGUAUGAAGUAUUAAAUUUGCCAUCAUUUUCACUUUACUAUUAUAGAGAAGCGCAGUAUCUUAUGCCUACAGAUUCACGUUUAAUUGUAGCUUUAGGAGAGAUUUAUGGGAGACUUAAACGAUUUGAUGAAGCUAAAAAGUGUUACUGGCGUGCAUAUUGUGUUGGUGAUAUAGAAGGUGAAGCAUUGAUGCGAUUAGCUAUCUGCUUUGAAAGAUGUGGUGAAGACGCGGAAGCUGCCGCAGCCUAUACAGAAUUUAUAAAAUUAUGUCAACGUAACGGUGUAAAUGAACAAAUAAAUUUAGCUAUAGCUUACAAAUAUUUAGCAAAUUAUCAUUUACGUAAAGGACAUUAUGAAGAUUCAGCUUUAGCUGCUAAUAAAUGCCUUGAAUAUCCAGAAACACGUGAAGAAGCCAAAGCUAUGCUACGUCAAAUUACAAUAUUAGCUGGAGAUAUUGAACAAUUAGCUCCAUUGGAUUCGGUUAAUAAUAUCGAUAUACCUAUUGAAGAAAGUAAAACUGAUCAUUGUGAAUAUUUAGAUCACAACUUACAAACAUCAAGGAAAGCAGAAGAAUCGGAGUUUUCCAGAACGGAAGUUAUGAAAUCUGCUGCGAAAGAAAUUCAGCCCUUGAGUAUUUCAUUGAAAGAGGCUCUCACUUCUUUCAAUGAAUCAACAGUAUCGAGGAGACUUCAUCUUUCCAAGCAACCUCCUUCAUCAUCAGCAGCACUUACAAUCCAUUCAGGUCACUUAACUGCAAGCAUUUGUUAUGGUGAAGAUGAUAUUAAUGAUAGAAAUAGUGCUAAAAAUAUCACUUCUAUUGCUGCUACUUCCUCGAUGGAAUCAAUGACUACUAUAACAACACCGGUUCAUCAUUCGCAUCCACCAACAUCACUUCCUUGUGACGAUGAAUCUUUUAAUCAUACUACUUGUGAAACACCAAUUAAUAGUGUCACUGCGGCGGUACAUUCAAAAUUUCAGAAUUCUCUGACUACUUCUAUUGAUAACGUUAAUGAUGAUGAUGAUGAUGAUAAUAAUAAUGAUCUACAACUUGAUAUAUUAUCAUCAGAACAGAGAGAUGAAUCAAUGGGACAUAGUAGUAAUGAGACAUAA
Schistosoma mattheei is the source of this 2361-nucleotide messenger RNA. NCBI's taxonomy places the organism in Eukaryota, Metazoa, Platyhelminthes, Trematoda, Strigeidida, Schistosomatidae. The record is from the annotation of a GenBank genome assembly.